AUGUCGACUGAAAACAAUUGGAAGAAAUACUUACCGUUUGAAAACAAAAAAUUGAACAUUGCUGCGAUUGUUUUCUGUGCUGCAAUUUCCGCGCAUAAUGCGUAUAAUUAUUUCAACCCGGAAAUAAAAAACGAUGCAAUUUUGGACGCAUACUUCCUUCAUUCGCACAUCAAAAAAGAGGAAUUUGAAGAGCUUGAAAAGUAUAUUUUGAAGCAUGUGCCAGCAGAGGAUUUUUCAGCAAUAAGAAGAAAUCUAAAACCGACAACGAUUUUGAUGGAGGAGUCGAAAGACAAAGCUUAUCAUGAGGGGGCGGUUAUGGAGCAUGCCUGUCCCGUGGAAAUCAGAAAGAGCCUGGAACCUCUCGAGCGACGUUUACCAGACAUAAUCGGCGUCGGCUUCGCAAAGUGUGGGACUGGAACUCUUCAAUUUCUCGACUGCCAUCCCAGUGUAACGAUGAAAACGCUUGAACCGAAGUUUUUCAACAAUAUGAUCUCCCAAGAUAUAAUCAGAGGAAGGCCAGAGCAGUAUGAGCAUUUACUGAAGAUGUACAAGUCUUCUUUGCCGGCUGUGGCGAGGGAUGAGAUUUUGAUUGAAAAAUCACCCGAGUAUUCUGGCAAAAGUGCCGCAUUUACUGCCGAAGCAAUGAAAAUCGUCGCACCCAACACAAAAAUCAUUGCCAUCGCCUGUGACCCGAUUCCGAGAGUAUUUUCUCAGUUCAAAAUGAAAGAUCGUCGGACAGAAAUCAAGAAAGAGAACGGCGACUCGGAAAUGGAAUUAAAAAGAUGCAGAGCUUGUUUGAAAGGCGGUUUAGACGAGGAGAUCAAGGUUUUUACGGAUGAGGUGAAAUCAAAACUUGAGAAUCAAGUUGAUGGGAAGACAGUAAGUAUCGGUUUUGACGAAUAUGUGCAUGCAAUUACACCUUUUAUUGAGCAAUUCGGUGAAGAAAAUGUUCUCCUCCUUGAUGGCGAGAGCUUAAUCUCCAAUCCCAACGAAGAAUGGGGUCGUCUCCUCGAAUUCAUCGGAUUGGAAAAAGAUUCUUUGCAGUUCUACAUAGAUGAAGAAAAGGGAUUUCCGUGCCUCUCCAGCCCGAUCAAGUACUGCCUCAACGGUGCAAAGGGAACGUCUCGAAAAAUCAACGUCAGGGAAGAGUACCCAGAGGAAACGGCUCUUUGGCGAGAGUUGUUUUCGCCCAGAAUUAAGGAGAUGAUUACUUUUCUGAAAAUAUGCAAUGAAGUUGAUAAAGAGUGCUGUCAGAAACUGAAAGACGGACGAUUUUCGUGGGCCUAUGAAUAUGCCUGUGACUAA
Oikopleura dioica is the source of this 1305-nucleotide messenger RNA. The record is from the annotation of a GenBank genome assembly. NCBI's taxonomy places the organism in Eukaryota, Metazoa, Chordata, Appendicularia, Copelata, Oikopleuridae.